AUGAUAAAAAAGGAGAAGGAGAAAAAUGGGUUUGAAUGUAUUGAAAUGGAUGAAAUAAAAAAUGUAAAUGAAAAAGUGGUUGAUGUAAAUUCAGAUGAGGAGAACGUUAGUUUAAACGACCUAAGUGAGUACUCGCCUGGUCAGAUAAGUAAACAUUCAUUAAUAGAUGAAGAUAAUAUAAUUGUUAGAAAACUAUAUGAAAGUAUGAAUAAUGUAAAUGAUAAUUUAAAAAAUAAUGAAAUCAACUGGUUUGAUGAUAACGAUAUAGAUGAUGAAAAAUGUAACUCAUUAAAUGUAGAAGAGAAAUUUUCCAACUUAUUAAUAGGGAAUAACUCCUCACCCCCUUGGCCUAAUCCAAAUAUCAACGUAGUGAGUGAAAAUAAUGCAAAGCAUAAUAAUGCAAUGACUAGUAAUCAAAUGUUAAUCAGUGACAAAAGCAUUUGCAACAGUGAUGGUAACAGCGAUUGUAAUGAUGGAUAUAGCAGGGAAAAAAUUUAUGAGGAGGGAAUCCACAACAGCUGUCAUAGCUUUUGUCUUGAUGAAAGUAAUAACCAUGAUGCAUUGAAUGGAAAAAUGAAGCAUCUGUAUAAAAGCCAGAACACGUCAGGUAAAAAUAAUAAACACCUUAAAAAAGGAUGUAGCGAAAAAUCGAGCAAUAGUGAUGAGAUGGAGGAAGAGAAAAGAAAAGCCUACAAUUCAAUAGCAUAUUCGGGUAGCUAUUCGGGAGGAAAUUCUGGAGGGAAUUCGGGUAGUUAUAGAGGAAUUUAUUCGGACGAUAAUAACAUUGAUGCUGAUAGGAGAUCAAUGAAUAAAUCUAAGUUAUUCAGAAGUAAAAAAAAAAUUUCGUAUAAUCGGAAAAAGGGAAAUCGUGUAGACAAAAGAAGUGCAUUGGUAAAGGAACAUUUGAACGAUAGGAAUUGCAAAAAUGAUAAACGGAAGUUGUCAUAUAAUUGUAUAGAUCAUGAGGAAGAAAAGAAACAUUCUUCAUCUUUUGAAAAAAGAGAAAUAUUAUUAUCAUCAUCAUCAAAAAAAUUUUUUGAAAAGAAUAAAUGUACGAGUAUCAACAGUUUGGAGCAAACAGAUGGUAAUAAAACAAUGGAUAAUUUGGAACCAUUAAAUAGUAAUUAUAAUUACAAUAUUGAGGGGGUGAGUGUCCGUGCAUUAUGGACUCCUAAUGAAGUUAAUAUAAACAGUAACAGUGAAAUAGUUAGUAGUAAUGAUGAAAAAAGAAAAAAUGACUUGCUCAUAUUUUCGCCGAAUUGUAUUAAUUUGAAGAAUUAUUCCAUUUUGUCUGAUACGAAAGAACAUAAUCAUUAUGGUUAUCCAAAGGACAGCGUAAAUAAUAUGAACAAAAUUAUUAACAAUAUAGAAAAAUCGGUUGAAAAAAAAAGGAAAAAUAAAAAAAAGAUAAAAAAAAAAGAGCAGCAGAUGGUUAGUGCUAUGGAUAGUAGUAGUAGUAGUAGUAACAGUAACAGUAACAGUAACAGUAAUAGUAAUAGUAAUAGUAAUAGUAAUAGUAAUAGUAAUAGUAAUAGUAAUAGUAAUAGUAAUAGUAAUAUUAAUAUUAAUAUUAAUAGUAAGAGUAACAGUAAUAGGGAUAGUAACAGUGAUAGUGAUAGUAACAGUAAUAGUAGUAGUAAUAAUAAUAGUAGUAAUGAUGAUGGUGGUGGCUACAACUGUGACAGUAACAGAGGUAUAUAUGACCAAAAAAAAAAAAAAAAAAAUGAACAUAAUUGGGGAAGUGAAUGUGCUCAGCAGAGUGAAUAUGGACAACAAGAUGAAUAUAGUCAACAAAAUGUUUGUAGUGAAGAGGAAAAUAGACGUGCGUAUCCAGUGCAUAAUAAUCGUGCUAUCUCAUCCUCUAGAAUGCAACUAAUAGAUAAACACAAAAUAAGAAGAGCUAUACUUAAGCAUUCCCUUAAAAAUUACCACUCUUAUAAUUAUGCUUACAAAAAUGUGUCUUCAAUAAGUAACAAUUAUAGUAACAGUUAUAAUAAUGAUAAUGAUAAUGAUAAUAUUGAUAAUUAUUAUAAUAAUAAUCAUUUAAAUUUUUCCUUGAAAAAAAAAGCUUAUAGCACUAGUAAUAUUUAUGAUGUUAAUGCACCCAUAAGGAAAUGCCUUAAAACUUUCAAAGGGUUGAGUCCAAUGAGCAGUAAGAACAGUAGCGAUAAGCAGGGAGCUCAUGACCAUGGUAAACGGUGUAGAAUGGAUGAACCAGAUAGAGUGAGUGAGCAGGAUGGAGUAGACGAACCGGAUAGAGUAGACAAACCAAAUGAGGUGAGUAUACCGGGUGACGAUGAUGACAGCAGUGAUGAUGAUCCUUCCAGUAGUCGAAGUAAAAAUGAAAAGUGUAUUGACGUGAGCAGAAAGAGAAGUAAAAACAAUGAUGAUUAUGUAGAGGAAAAACAUACAGAGGAGGAAAAACGAAAUGCUCAGCAAAUUAGUCGUAAAAUUUUUGGUAAUAAAAAAAAUUAUAAAAAUGAAUUAAACGAAAAUAGUAAAAAAGGGCUGAAAGAAGAGAAAUUUAACCACUUGACACAUGAGGAAUAUUUUCAAGUGAGCCCUACUAAUAUCAGUGAUGUCAAUUUGAAAAAAUGCUAUUACGCCAUUUCUGAUUUGUGCAAAAUGGACGAAAUGAAGAAAGAACUGAGUGACAGUAACAUGUUGACGCCUGUGCAUGCAUCUGAUGCGUGCGCAAAUGAGGGAAACUAUGUGGGUAGAGACGGAAUACCAAGUGAAGUAACAACUGGAGGAGUAACAACUGGAGGAGCAACAACUGGAGGAGCAACAACUGGAGGAGCAACAACUGGUGGAGUAACAACUGGAGGAGCAACAACUGGAGGAGCAACAACUGGAGGGAUAGGUGACGAUGAGAAGAAUGACAACGAUCUGAAUAGCGGAGGGCAUGACAGGAACAAAAAAAAAUACAUAUUGCAGGAUAUAAUAGAGGGGAACAUACAUAAAAAAAGUGUAAUCAAUUUAUAUGAAGAUAAUUUUAAAGGUGUACCUACAAAACCUUUAGAGGACAAGACGAAAAAUGUUUAUAGGUUUUUAAGCAAAGAGGAGCAAUUAUGGGAAACCAAAAGAUUGAGAAGUGAAAAUUCGUACAGCGAUAUGAUGAUAAGUAAUGAUGUUAACAAGUUGAAGAAGGGUGUCAAAGAAGUUUUAUUGAAAAAUUCUGAAAGUGAAAAUAAAGACAGUAGAGAAGAUGGUAUUAAGAGCAGCAACGAAGGUGGUAUUAAGAGCAGCAACGAAGGUGGUAUUAAGAACAGCAACAAUGACGUUUAUAAGAGCAGUACUCGUAAUGCUAGCACCUAUGGAAGUAGUGUACGUACUGAUGAUGGAAAGAAGCAAAAGAAGGUAGGGCAAGAAAAGCAGGAUGAUAAGACAGAACAACGUGAAGAGAGAGAGAAACAUUUACUUCAGAAGGAGCAAGAGCAGGGAAAUGACAACCCUAAUGCAACGGUCAACCCAGUGGGUAAUAAAAUAAAGAGAAGAAUAAUAGACUGUAAAAACGAGAAACUAAAAUGGGGAACAACUCAAGUAAUUAUUGAUAUUGAUGACACUAUAAGGUCAAGUGGUGGUUAUAAAUUUUUUAAUUAUGCAUUAGGUGGAGUAGAUGCACAGUACCAUAGAGGAGAAACGUAUCCAGGUUCUUUCCAAUUCAUUUUUGAGUUAGCUAUGAAUAAACUUUCAGCUGAAUCGAAACCAUUACUAUUGUCUGUAUUAACAGCCAGAAUUCCUCAAGUACCUAUAACAGAAGAUUCUUUUUUAAAUAAAAAAUUUAACGAAGUAGCAGAAAGGAGGGGAAUAAAACAUUGGGGUAUAGAUUGUGAUAACAAAAUUUUAUAUUCAACUUUAAAAGAAUGGGUUUGGAAUGAAACAAGAGGAGAAAGGAAAUUUUUUAAUUUUAAGCAAUUGCAUAAGUAUGUAAUACAACAGAAUUCUGUUGUCAGAUAUAUAUGGAUAGGUGAUACAGGUGAUAUGGACAAGCAGGCAGGGGAAAUGAUGAUAAAAACAUAUCCACAAAGAAUUAAAGCUGUUUUUUUGCAUCAUGUAAAAGGAAAAGAUGAUAAUACAUUAUUACCAAGUGAUUAUUUUAUUAAAUCGGUUCCUAUAUUUUUCUUUAGGACUUAUAUUGGUGCUGCUACAAAAGCACAUGCAUAUAAUUUAAUUGAUAAAAAAGGAUUAACCAGAGUCUUAGUUCAGGCAGUUUUAGAUUUAGAAAAGAGUAAAGCACCUGCAAAUUCGUCCAAAUGGGAAGAUUUAAUUAAAGACAUUAUAUUAAGUGAUGCCAUUGAUGAAUUAGAUAAAUAUAAUGCCGAAACUGUAAAUAGAACCAAAAAAAUUAUAGCACAAAAAAUGAAGGAAAUUUCAGACAGAAAACUGCACUUUAUUAAUUAA
Messenger RNA from Plasmodium malariae, 4404 nucleotides. Its product is annotated as conserved Plasmodium protein, unknown function. The transcript has a single exon. The record is from RefSeq and is a predicted model, not a curated record. NCBI's taxonomy places the organism in Eukaryota, Apicomplexa, Aconoidasida, Haemosporida, Plasmodiidae. Bases 1 to 4404 code for a protein of 1467 amino acids.